This is a messenger RNA of Desarmillaria tabescens, 231 nucleotides long. RefSeq lists its product as uncharacterized. The coding region runs from base 1 to 231 and encodes 76 amino acids. The transcript has a single exon. The record is from RefSeq and is a predicted model, not a curated record. NCBI's taxonomy places the organism in Eukaryota, Fungi, Basidiomycota, Agaricomycetes, Agaricales, Physalacriaceae.
AUGUCUCGUCGCUCUUAUCUUACUGUACUGAUCCCAGCGCAUCGGAAAGCGCUCACUCGUCUGCUUCUAUCCUCCCAUGUGCUCGGUGUAGAAGUCCUUCGGUGGUCAGAGCGUUAUCGCCCAUACAUUCCCCGUGAUUGGCGCUUAUGGCGCUUCUGUCGAGUUACAGUAGAGGAUGAGCCACACGCGUUACUCGUCUGUGCUGCUGCGCCCGGUCUCACCUCCCUAUGA